This is a messenger RNA of Mytilus trossulus (common blue mussel), 5497 nucleotides long. RefSeq names its product thioredoxin domain-containing protein 16-like. The record is from RefSeq and is a predicted model, not a curated record. Bases 133 to 2889 code for a protein of 918 amino acids. The transcript is spliced from 20 exons. NCBI's taxonomy places the organism in Eukaryota, Metazoa, Mollusca, Bivalvia, Mytilida, Mytilidae.
ACGUUCGCAUAAAAACAUCCAAGGUUAUCCGAAGAAAUUAAAUAUUUAUGUUUAUAUUUUUUUCCUGUACAUGUUAUUCCUGGAAAAGGUCCUGAUAAAGUUACACGUUUCUUAAACAAUACGUUGCAAAAUAUGGAUUCCUUGUGGUUUAAUAUUGGGCUAGCUUUUCUAUGUUUGGGAACAGUUUUAGUAAAUUGCAAAUCUGUAAAUGAAAUGCAAUUUCAGCACAUGAAAAAAGUAUUAGAUGAAUCCGAGUUGGAUAAUCUUCGUCAAAGGAAUGAAGUAUCGGCAGUUUAUUAUUAUAAACGUGAUAUUCCACGAUUGAAAGGAUUUCUCAAAGAGUUAGACAAGACAGCAGAAUAUUUAAAAUUAUAUGGAGUGGAAGUUGGAUUUUUUGAUUGUGGAAUUCUACAUGAAGCCAAAGAACCAAAGUGUAAUGAGCAUAAUGCCGAGUUCCAAAUCUUUACAUACCGUAGUAACCAUGUUCUGUUGGAACUGGGAUUAGAGACUAUGUUUGAUGUUAAUUCUAUCAUGUCCAAUAUUUUACAAUUAGUUUUGAUCCAUGAUGUACCAAUAUUACAGUCUGUGGAAGAGAGGAUAGAAUAUGAAAAUAAAUACAAGGGAGAGAAGGAUAUACUGUUUACAUACCAGAAAGCUAUAGGCACAUUUGAACAUAGGAUCUUCAUGGAAGUGGCCUUUGCUUAUCAUGAUAAAUUUAAGUUUGCUGUGUGCACUAAUAAACAGGCUGUACAAGAUCUUAAAGACAGUUCCUUCAGUCCAUCAGAGAAGUCUAUAUAUGUACUUAGAUGUAAAAAUUGGACAGAGAAAGAUCUGAAAUGUCCCUAUUUUAAAUACAGCAAGAAAUAUGAUCUAGCAACAUUAGCUAGCUUUGUCAAGAGUCUAACAUACCCAAAAGUGUUUAUGAUGCCAUCUGAUGGUAUGGAGAUACCCUUCUAUAAAGAUAAAGGACUGCCUGUAGGAUAUUUCUUCUACAACAAAGAUUCUAAAGACAUUGUUUUAAGUGCAGCCAGUGACACAGCUGAUGCUUUCUUCACAAACAUGGGAAUAGUUGCUGUUGAUGUAGACCGUUUAUCAACUGAAGAAAAAGGUGAACUUGAUUUUCAUGGAAGUUUUCCUGCUGUAGCAUGUGAUAAAAGAAAUAUGGAAAAGCCAGUAUUUAUGGAAGGCAAUUGGGGGAAAUUACAGGUAAUUCAUCAAUUCCUGAUAGGACAACUUAACAAACAAGAUCCUCAUGAAUCUGAUAGGCAGAGUAUUUCAAGUGAUGAUUUCAUCUCGUCUGAAGAUAUGGAUGAAGAUAGUGAACAAUUCAGUGAACAAGAUUUCGAACAGUUUGGGGAUGAUGAAAUUGAGGAAGUUGAGACUCAAGAUGAUGCUGUAGCUGAGGCGGUGUACCAAUCAAGGAGGAAACUUCCACAAGUGGAUUUAAUAGAUGCUCUGACUGACAAAACUUUCCCUACCACAAUUAAAAAUAAAGAUCUGGUCUUUGUUUUGUUUUAUCUUCCAUUUGAUGACAAGAGUAUGGCAUUCUUGUAUGCUUAUGCUGAUGCUUCUAAAGAGAUAGAGAGUGACCCAGCUAGACCUCUGACCCGGGUCAACUGUCAUGAUUGGACAGAUGUCUGUGGUAAUGAAAAGAUUAACAUAUAUCCCACCAUGAGGAUGUACCGUAAUGGAAAGAUGUUGAAGGAUUACAAAGGGUUGUUAGAUAGCAAAGCUGUUGUUACAACUGUCAAAUUGCUCAAUCAGUCUAACCCAGUAAAUUUAGUAGAUUCAACAUCAAUCAUGGAUUUGAUGAAUGGUGUAUUACCAAAUAGUAAACAGGUUGUUACCGAAACUGUUGUCAUGGCAUUGUUAGAUAAGUCACAUCAUACAGAAUUAAAAGUAUUUAAAAGUGUAGCCAGUCAGCUAGAAGAUACUAUGACUUUUGCCUACAACAAUGAUGGAGCUGCCAGUAAAAUACCAGACUUUAAACUUAAAGUUCCAUCUAUAGUUGUACUAAGAAGGUCUGACAUUCUCAAACCACAUGUAGUAUAUAUUGGUAAAUUAGAAGUUACUGAAAUGAAGGAUUUUAUAAUCAAAGCCAGUAUCCCAUCUAUGCCUGAGUUAACAGUGGAAUGGUUUCCAGCGCUGUACAGACAACAGAAGCCAUUUGUAAUCUUGUUUCUAGAUGAGUACCAGGAAUCAGCUAGACUGAAGAAAGUCAUGGAGGAGAUAGUUUUAUCUAGCAAAUUGCCCAUGCUUCAAUUUGUUUGGAUGAAUGCUGAUUCCAAGUCUGUUGGUAGAUCUGUUUUAAAUGAAUAUGAUAAAGAUAACAGGGUACCAGAAAUAUGUUAUGUAGAUCUGAAAAAGGGAAUUGUAUUUAAUAACAAGGAUGAAUAUCCAGUGGAAGAUAGCGUUUCUGUAUGGUUGACCAGUGUCAUGGACGAGAAAAUUGAACCAUCUAAGGUAUUAGAACAAGGAGACUGGAAGCCAAAGAAGCAUGGUUAUGAUUUCCUGUCAUUAAUAGACAAAGAAAAUGAAAGAAAGAAGAAAAAGAAGCAUAGAAAUCAGGGAGAAAGAAUUGUAGAGGAACAUGGUGUUGGUUUUGAUAAAGAUGGGAGAGAAAUUAAUGAAGAAGAAGUAAGAGCUAAGGUUGAGGCUAAAAAUCUGGACUCUGAGGAGGAUGAAAUAAGAGAAGAAUUGGUGGCCCUUCAUAAAACACGCCUUUAUAAAUCCGGUGGAGGAAGAAGGCAUAAGGAUCAUCCUGAAGGAAAUGAGGGCAAAGUUACCUCCCCUCCUGAAGUGGAUAGAAAAUAUAAGCCAACUGCAGAUUCUGCCAGUCAUCAAGGUCAAAAGUCAAAGGAACAUAAAUCAAAACAUACUGAGUUAUAAGUUUAGGAAGAACUUGUGUAAUUCACACUUUUAUCAUUAAGUCCAUAUGAUCUUUCAACAUACAACGUCAAUCAAAAUACUGUCAAAAACAGUUUUUAUUUUUUUUAGAUUUGUAGAAAUUCUAUAGAAAUAUGACUGCUAAAAAAUUUAAAAGUAUUAUAAUUUAUAGUUAUGUCCUAACUGUUGCCAGGUAAGUUAUAUAAAAAUGGCAUCCUUCCAUAAUUUUAAUGUUUAUAUAUGAUUCAAUGGUGAAAAAUAAGGUUUGAAUGACAGUUACCUUUUGUGUCAUCCUCAAGUUUGAGUCUCAGUUUGAAGCAGGAAUAUAUCUGGCAUUCUAAUGACUAUAUUGGAAAUCUUGUUACUAGUAAAGUUAUUCUGUCUCUUUCUUUAUUGUUAUUGUUUAAUGGUUUGUUUUGUGCCAUUAGUUUUGAAAUCUGAUGAUCUGUGAAAUCUUUUUACAUACUACUCAAUUUUAAGUUGAAAUUUAAAGGUAUAUUUUUUUCUUUGAUAUAAAUUAGCGAUAAAGAUAUAUAUUUAUGUACUGGUUUGUUUAUUAUGUUGUUAUGUUUACAAUAGAUUUUCUGUGAGUGUUAUUUAUUCUUUCCCCCACCAAGUCAUUACUAUUAUGUAUUCAAAAGUUUUCAUACAAAAAAAUACGCCAGAAUGAGAGGGGCCAAACACAAUUGUAUGUUUAAAAUGAGCAACCUUGAACUACGCAAAUCUUUUUCAAUUUUUUUUUACUGUUAAAAUUUUGAAAACAACAAAAAUAUAGAAGGAUUAUAUUUGUUCUUGUUUGACACAUCUACAAAUACACUUUUGUCUAUGACUAGGUGCAAUAUAUUGUGUGUAUACAUGCAUAUUAUAUUAAGUUCAGCUUAAAAAAAACCAACAGUGAUUUUUUAUUUAUUCCCUUAAUGAUAUAAUUUAUAAUUAUAUAUGAAUCAUUGCUUAUACUUUAAAGUAGCCAUAUUACUAGUUGGUAAGAUUUGUUUAUACAUUUCUUUAAAAAGAUUCAGAGAUAAAAAAAACAAAAUAACUUUGUUACCUUUUGCAUUUUUACAUUUUAACUUUUAUUCUUAAAAAUAUUUGUUAUAGUCUCUACAAGACAACUUUUCUAUUUUUGGUAACAAUUUUAUGUUUUUUUAGAAUUAGUAUUUAAAAAUUGGCUGCAUUUAGUCAAACAGGGCUUACAAUAUUUGACACUUCAGUGGCAGAUCCAGAAAUUUUCAUAAGUGGGGCCCACUGACUGACCUAAGAGGGGGCCUGCUCCAGUCACCCUUCAGUGAUUCCCUAUAUAAGCAACCAAAUUUUUUCCCAAAAAGGGGGGGCGGGCCCCCUAGCACCCCCCCCUAAAUCCGCCUCUGCUCUUUUUGGCUCAAAGCCAGAGUAUCGAUUUAUAGGAGCAUUAUACUGACCGCCAUCUACAAAAAUGCAGGACAUUGUAUAAAACCUCUUCUCAUAGUUUUUCAAGUUCACCAACAGAUAUUAAUACAGUUGCCAUGUUGACCAUUUCAAAUACAGCAUAAUAUGAAUUCUUCUGUGAUUAGUUAAGUUUGUAGUAAAUUAGUUAUUAUUUAUUAUACUUUAAAAGUAAAGUGGUUUUGGAUAUUUUUUUAUAGAUGUGUAUGUAUACUCUUGUUGAAAUAUAGUUAAUGAUUUAUUUUUUUAUGUUAUUUAUAUUUAUUUAUCACCAAUGAUUUCAUCUCCACACAAUUUAUAUAUGAAAUCCUAAAUUUCUUGAAAAAAAAUGAAAGAACUAUAAUUAUAAUCUGUCAUCUAGUAUCAUUAUGUAAUAACUUUAAAUUAAAAAAAAAUAGCAAAAAAUUAUCAAAAAAAUACAUCUCUAAACAGUAUCAAAAAAGGAUAGAAAAGUGUCAAUAUCAGGGUCUUUAAAUUAGAGAAUAACUGAAUUGUAAGAUAUCAUAAAACAUAACAAAGCAGAAUUGUAUGUUGACAUUCUACCAAAAUGUAUGUUUAUUUAAGGUUUUAAGUAUUUGAGAUUAUUGAUGUUUUUGAAGUUUUGUUAAAGAUUUCCUGCCACAGUAUCUACUUUUAACCAACUCAUGGUUAGAUAUCGGGUAAGGAAUCGUUAAAUUGUAUUGAAGUACUGCUCUUAUUAUAAUACUGAUGUAUUUUGUUUUUUUAUUACUAUUUAAAAUAUAUAAUUGUUUACAAUUUUCAAAAAAAAAAUUCUACUCAGAAGAUGCACCCUUUUGGAACCAUUUUGAGAACUUAAUGCAUCUUUUUUUUCUUUCAUUGACUUUACAGAAUGAAAUCUAAAGAGUAAAUGUAUUAGACAAAAUAAAUCAGUGGGUGUUAUAAAUGAAAUUCUGCCAUAUACAUUGUAUGAAACAACUAAACUGCUUGAAUAUGAAUGAUAAUGGGACACAAGUAAUCAUCUAUAUUUAUAAUUGCAGGCUUUUCUAUACAUUGUAGUAGCAUUAAACAAAUGUGAACUGAAUAAUUAUUUGUAUGUAUAAAUUUUGAUGAUAUGAGGAUAAAACAUUUUGGUACCAACAGUGUGUAUAAUGUCUCAAUCUUUUGUUAACUUUACUGAAAACUAUCAGGAAAACUUGACAUUCCAAAUAAAAGAAGAAGUAAACCCGUG